Molecule: messenger RNA, 3085 nt
Organism: Syzygium oleosum
Lineage: Eukaryota; Viridiplantae; Streptophyta; Magnoliopsida; Myrtales; Myrtaceae
Product: receptor-like protein 15
Exons: 4
Coding region: 178-3048 (956 amino acids)
Molecular function (GO): protein binding
Source: RefSeq, a predicted model, not a curated record
CUUAUAAUUUUCAUCUCUCUUUUGGAGAAGUUCUGGGUCAAGUCAACGGCGAUAAUUACGUGUUCCGUGGAAUUGGCCGCAGUAGACUUUGAGUUUGCCGAUGGUUUUUUUGGUGCAGUUGGCCCAACCGUAAUAAUCACUCAAAAUGGAAAGACUCCGCAUGUAUAAAUGAAGUAGAUGACCCUCGCAAGUUUGCACAUGGUGAAGCAGAAGAAACAGAUAAACGCACAAAACACCAUUAUAAACAUGAAGUGUCUGUUAUUGUGUAUGUGGACUUGGGUGCUGUUGGUAUUGAUGGGAAGUGGAAGAAGCAUGGGGUGCUUGGAAGAAGAGAGGAAUGCACUGCUCAUGAUUAAGGCCGCCUUCAACCACCCAAAUGGGUCUUCUCUUCCGUCGUGGCGCGAUGGCAAUGGUGACUGUUGCGGCUGGGAACACGUGGACUGCGAUAACACCAUUUCGCGAGUGAGUGGACUAUAUCUGAACUGGACACGCCCAAAUGAAUUUGGAGAGCAAUUUGGGGAAUUGCCUAGGCUGGUUAUUGACGCGUCUCUAUUCCUUCCCCUGGAGGAACUUCAAGUGUUGGAUUUAAGUGGGAAUUCUCUCUCGGAUUUAAAGGGAACGCUACACCUGAGAAAAUUGAAGAGGCUAGAUCUAUCUAACAAUUAUCUACAACGAGUCCCUUCACUGUACAAGCAAACUUCAGUGGAGGCCCAAAAUUUAUCUUCCAAUCAGCUUGAAGGUGUGAAUCUGGAGGCGUUGGAUCUUUUUAGUAACAAUUUGGUGAAUGAUGCCCUCGUGGACAUUGCGAGGAUAACAUCUCUUAAGGCCUUAGACAUCAGUUAUUGUGGACUGAAUGCUUUGAAGUUAUUGGAAGGCUUGUGUGGAUUGAGGAACCUUGAAGAGUUGGAUAUCCGUGCUAAUGGAUUUUGGGGUCCUCUUCCUUCAUGCUUCAGCAAUAUGACCACACUCCAUGCGCUUGAUGUUCGUUAUAACAAUUUUAGUGGGGCCAUUCCUUCGUCUCUCCUCUAUAAUCUCAAGUCACUUGAAUAUAUUGCGUUAUCUGGAAAUGUAUUUGAAGGCUCACUUUCACUUGCUUCCUUGGCUAAUAAUUAUAACCUUGAGGAAUUCCUCCUCAUGGACAACCAUAAUAGUUUGGUAGUAAAUACAGAAGAGCCCACUUGGUUUCCUUCAUUUCAACUUAAGGUGUUUAGUUUAUCAAACUGUGUGCUCAACAAAGACGCAAGUGGCGUAAUUCCCAGCUUUCUGAAAGAACAGCAUGAAUUGACACAUGUUCAACUCAGCCACAAUGGAAUGACAGGAAACUUUCCAAAUUGGCUAUUGGACAACAAUGUAAAUCUAGAACAGUUCGUACUCAGAGGCAACAAUCUGUCAGGUUCAUUUUAUCUGCCUUCCAAUUUGAAUCUUUUCAGCUUAUGGAGUUUCGAUGUGUCUGCUAAUUUUAUUGAAGGAGAGCUUCCAUCUCAUAUUGGUUCUAUCCUCCCGAACAUUGGCUAUUUGAAUCUGUCAAACAACAAUUUGAAAGGUGGAAUCCCUUCCUCAAUGGGCAAUAUGCACUCGUUGUCCACAUUGGACUUGUCGAAUAAUGGCUUCACAGGAGAAAUACCAGAGACAUUGGCUAAAAAUUGUUCGCAACUUGUGGUAUUGAAACUGUCAGGCAACAAUUUGCAAGGCCAAAUGCUACCGAGGUAUUCUAACUUGACAGGCUUGAAAUUUUUGUAUUUGGACGGCAAUCGUUUUACAGGGGACAUAUCGCCUGGUAUAUUAAAUAUCUCCUUCUUGCAAGUUUUAGAUGUAAGUAAUAAUUCCCUAUCUGGAACACUUCCCAAUUGGAUUGGAGAUAUUCAAUACUUGAGAGUGCUUAUACUGUCAAGUAAUUUAUUGGGAGGUCCUUUACCGUUGAGCUUAUGCAACUUAUGGUAUCUCAAUCUUUUAGACCUUUCAAGUAACAACCUUGGGCCAAAUAUACCCCCUUGUGUCAAUGUCACAGUUACGAGGUUCUUGCAUUUAGCAAAUGACACGCUUGUUGGGCCUUUUCCUGAGUUUCUGUCAGGAGCUUCAUCGAUUGUCACGUUGGAUCUGAGAGAUAAUGUAUUGUCAGGUGAGGUCCCCAGCUGGAUCGGUUCACUUCGGAACUUGAAGUUUCUUCUACUACGAGGAAACAAUUUUGAAGGUUCAAUCCCUCUGAAUCUAUGUCUGUUGAAAAAUAUGAGCAUAUUGGAUCUUUCCAAUAAUAAUCUUUCUGGAACAAUUCCUUCUUGUUUGAAAGAUUUGACAUUUGGAAACACUGUGUUAUCUACGGAGGCAUUUGCUACCUCGUUCCUUCAUAUGCAUUACGGUGUCUUAGACUAUAAUGGCAGAUUCGGUUUAUAUUAUUCGUAUGAUUACAUAUCUGCUUAUACAGAGAGAUUCGAAGAAGUACACUUCAUGACAAAGAGUAGGUUGGAAUCUUAUAAGGGCAACAUUCUAAAACUCAUGUCGGGAAUGGAUCUCUCACAGAACAAUUUGACUGGCUUUAUUCCUCCAAAGGUCGGCUACUUAAGUGAACUUCGAGCAUUGAACUUGUCACACAAUCAUUUGAAGGGAACGGUCCCGGAAACAUUUUCCAAGUUAAAGAACAUAGAGAGCUUGGACCUGUCCUUCAACAACUUAACCGGUCCCAUCCCUCCACAACUAAUAGAGCUUUACAUACUGUCAUAUUUUAGUGUGGCUCACAACAACUUGUCAGGCAAGAUACCAGAUCGAAAAAAUCAAUUUGGAACUUUUGGUGAAGCAAGUUAUGAAGGUAACCCUCUUCUUUGUGGAGCACCAUUAACCAGCUGUGAUGACUCCGAUCAGGAACAGGGGACACAACCACCUUUUAAUCAUACCAGGGAGGAUGACUCUUAUAGAGAAGCCUUCUUGUGGAGUUUUGUAGGAUCAUAUGUGGUGGCAUUCCUUGGGGUAGUUCUUUUUCUUUGCCUAAACUCAUACUAUCAGUGUGUGCUGUUCGAGCUUGUUCGUAAGCUUAUCCCAUCGUUUCCCCAUUAGAUAUUGUUCUUCUAAUUAUUUUGUGAUUGAAAAAUAU